Aureobasidium uvarum is the source of this 1311-nucleotide messenger RNA. Lineage: Eukaryota; Fungi; Ascomycota; Dothideomycetes; Dothideales; Saccotheciaceae. The record is from the annotation of a GenBank genome assembly.
AUGCCGCAAAUACCGUCAUGGCCAUUCCGUAUUAGUCCUGCUCUCUUGGAACCAUAUCUGGACAUCUACUACUUCAAACUUUUCCCAGUCUGGCCAAUUGUGAACAAGGCUCUGCUCACCGCAAGAUUGCAGUCUGCUGGGCCUGAUGUGACAGCAUAUAUGCUGGCCAGUAGCGUCUGUGCAGCUACGAUGGUUCAACUCCGACUUUCGGAUUUCGGUCCUUGUGGCGAUGUUCUCGAACCCAGCAUGAUGCUUACAGAGAUCGAGGAUCUUCGACGGACAUACGACCAUCGCGAGAAUCCCAGUAUCGACUACUUGGCGACGAGUUUCUUCAUGCAUGUCGCCUAUACGAAUCUGGGUCGCCUGACGACAAGCACACUUCUACUCAGGGAAGCCGUCACCCUUGCUUAUAUAUUUGAUCUACACAGGCCAUCUCAUUAUGGCGAGGUCACACCCAUGGAGAGACAAAGCCACCUACGCAUGUUCUGGAUUCUGUUCAUUACCGAGAGAGCGCAUGCCACACAACACGACAUUCCCUGCGUCAUGGCAGUCGACCCUGAUAUGCCAGAACUGGACGUUGAGAGUCAACCUGCUGUACUGUCCCCCUUGAUCAUGCUCUGCAGGAUGUUCAGGUGUUUUUGCGAAGGCUCAAGUACCAGUCUGACAACAGACAGCCUAACAUCCUUCAACAACCAACUGCUGAGGAUACCGACCAUGACAGAAGACCACAACGAGCUUCAACAAGCCGAUCUCUCGGUCACGCAAAAAUGGCUGCGACUCAUGUUCUGGAAACUCGCUAUCAACAAGGUCGUCAUGAGUGCAAACUCCACAGACGACAUUCGAAGCGUCUUCUUCCCCAUCUCACUGGCCAAAGAGCUACUAACGAACAUCUCUGCAAUGUCCAUCGAUACGCUCGAAGCCCAUGGCCCAGGAAUGGAGCUUAAACUCUUCGAAGUCACAAACUCGGUUGCCGAUAUCAUAACACUGAACUCUGUACAAUCACACACCUCGACACUUGAAUUCGGACCCCAAGAUAUUCUAAUUCAUCUUACGAACAUCAUUGGUAGAUUCAGGGGUGGUAACAGAACAUUGCUGCCAAUACUGCAAUCUCGACUUUCGGGUAUUGGACUUGGAUCUGCAGUUUUGCCACGGAUAACGGAUGUUACAUAUGACUCUCCAGACACUAAUCGAGAAAAGAGCUCGAUCGAGAGUAAUGAAGCCAUCAUGGCUGGUCAGAGUCUUUGUGACGGCCAGUCAACUGGUUUCUUUGGUCCAGAGGCAGUCUAUGAUAUCACUUCGACAGAGUUGUGA